AUGACCCAGCGGCGAUCCGUGGUGAAAACACGCGCAAACACGGAGGGUUGGGACGGCCGCUGGAAGUUUCCAAGCGUGUUCUUCCGCGCCAGCCUUGUAUUCUUGGAGGCGUCGAUGGACGAGAAGGAGGUGAUUCGCAAGGUGCACCCAGUCGGAAAGUGGCAGCGCAGGCAGGCCCACAAGGCUGGGCUCGGCCAGCCAGCCACCGCACUCGGCCGAGCAAGACCGUGGAACGGACUCAGAUCAGACGAGAGAAGUAAUGCUGAGCUCCUGCCAAGAGACCAGGUGGUACUAUUCGUCCAGUUGAGGACAGGAUAUACUUUAUACGAACCCAGCAGCGGGCUUUUCUGGGAGCUUAUACAAACUCAACGUCGUGGCUUUGCCAAAGCUCACGGGGUUUACAUGGCGAGAAGGGGUAAAUCCUACGGCGCCCGAAAUACGGAACGGACUACUACGAGUUAUGGUUCUGCCACGGACAAUUGGGGCCAUGAGGAGCGCGGCGGGCUGUGUUUCGAUCUUCACCGCCCCAUUGUUAGUUCCAGAUUUUCGCAUUACCUCGAGUAG
Messenger RNA from Colletotrichum navitas, 564 nucleotides. RefSeq lists its product as uncharacterized. The coding region runs from base 1 to 564 and encodes 187 amino acids. The transcript has 3 exons. Lineage: Eukaryota; Fungi; Ascomycota; Sordariomycetes; Glomerellales; Glomerellaceae. The record is from RefSeq and is a predicted model, not a curated record.